AUGGCACAGCCUCCUUUCCACAGCCCAGUCAAGAAGGACAGCAGUACACACGGGCUUAAUGUUUUCCCAAAGAACACAAAGGCUUCAGAGGAAGGCAACAGCAGUCAUUCCAGUUCUACCACCGCGAGCCUUCUCUUCUGUCUGCUGUUGUUCCUUCUUGUGUUACUGUUCUUAGCCUUGCGCAAGCUGAGCCGUGAUUCGGAAGGGAGGUACAACCCUCGACGUCUGGCAGCGGCCUUGAUCCAUCGAUGGCAGGCACUCAGGGGGGAGCCACCUCCGGAGGAGCUGCCCCAGAGCAGCCAGGAUGAGGAGCAGAGAAUGGAAGAGCUUGAGGAGCUAGAGCAGCAGCAGGACAUGGAGGCAGAGGAGCAACUCCAGCAGGAAGACAACCAGGAGGAGGAGGAAAAUCGGGAAGACCUCAAUGAGAACAUCAACUCUGAGCCACCAGAAGAGGCUGAGAUACAGCACCAUUGCAAGGAAGAGGGUGCAAAGGCAGCAGAGGGCAGUGCCGAGGCUUUACUCAGUGAUCUGCAUUCCUUCUCUGGGACAGCAGCCUGGGAGGACAGUGGCAAGCAUUUCCACAUCACCACCCUUUAG
This is a messenger RNA of Sphaerodactylus townsendi, 597 nucleotides long. RefSeq names its product protein tyrosine phosphatase receptor type C associated protein (gene PTPRCAP). Gene Ontology annotation, cellular component: plasma membrane. Lineage: Eukaryota; Metazoa; Chordata; Lepidosauria; Squamata; Sphaerodactylidae. The transcript has 2 exons. Bases 1 to 597 code for a protein of 198 amino acids. The record is from RefSeq and is a predicted model, not a curated record.